Photinus pyralis (common eastern firefly) is the source of this 3900-nucleotide messenger RNA. RefSeq names its product protein artichoke-like. The transcript has a single exon. Gene Ontology annotation, molecular function: protein binding. Bases 49 to 3555 code for a protein of 1168 amino acids. Lineage: Eukaryota; Metazoa; Arthropoda; Insecta; Coleoptera; Lampyridae. The record is from RefSeq and is a predicted model, not a curated record.
CAGUGUGUGUAAAGUAAUUUGUUUAUUGAGUUACUCACGGUUGCGAAAAUGAAAGCGGUUUUGGAAAUCUGCUUCGUAUUGCUGCUGGUGUCCCAGAGCGAAUCGGCCUGUUUGUGGUCCAAAACGUACUGCAGCAAAAUUAGGUGCGUGGACGUAAAUGAGACGACUCUGGAUGGGCAGUUGGCCGAGUUGUGGGACAAACCGCAGCCAAAGGCCGUGAACGGCUCCAGCGAGUGCUACAUUUUCGAAAUAAUCCACUCGAAACUACCGACCUUGGAAAGACUAAGUAUCGACGCCAAAUAUAACUGUGACGAAAUUCGUCUGUCGUCGCUCGGACUGAGUUUCGUAAACCCAACGGUGUUAGCCCCAUUUGCGAAUCUCAAGCGGAUCCGUGUGGAUCAUAACCGUUUAGCUUCGGCGGGGUUUCUCAAGUCUCUAGGUGAUCUAGAGGAACUCUUCCUGCAAUACAACCAGUUGGAAAGGAUCGAAACUUCGGACAUUGCGGAUGUUUCCAAAAUGAAGACGCUGGAUUUGUCCUACAACAAGCUGUCCUCGAUCGACUCAAUCGUGUGCAAAAUGGCAGCGCUGGAAACUUUAAAGCUGAGCGGUAAUCAAAUCGCGGCGUUGGGCGACUGUCUACAAAACUGUCGGGGCUUGGUCAAUCUGCAUUUGGGCGAGAAUCGUAUAUCUGUAAUUUCCAAGGAUGCGUUGGCGAAUUUGACGCGUCUUAGGCUUCUCGGGAUGGGCGACAACAACGUGUCCGUAAUCGAAGCUGGGGCGUUCACCAGCCUGUCGUCCUUGAAGACGCUAUACUUGCGCAACAACAACUUGGUCAGCCUGCGGGUGGAUUUGUUCGAAGGACUCACUCAGUUAAAGUAUCUUAUUUUAACCCACAACCCGAUCCAGAAUCUUGAGCCUGGCGUGUUUCAGAACUUGACGAUGGUGUCAGAAAUUUCACUGGCGGAUAAUGCGCUGUCCUCUUUGCGGAGUGGCAGCUUCAGAGGUUUGGAAUCCGUGACGAGGUUGGACUUAGGGUCGUCGUCACUCACGGAAAUCGAACCUAGCGCGUUUGCCGGCCUCCAUCACUUAACGGAGCUUCAACUGUUCGAAUCGGAGAUAUACAAGAUUGACCCGGGGGCCUUUGAGGAUCUACCCAAUCUGGUGACACUCGAUCUCGAAGGUAACCGGUUUCAACUGGUAACGGGCAUUUUCGCGGGGUUGGCGAAUUUAGAAAACCUACGCAUAGAGGGCAACGUUUUUCACACUAUCCCGACCGACGCUUUUAGCGGACUCACGCGGCUGCGCGAACUAAUGCUACCCAACGUUGGAGUGAAACUAAUGGAGGUGGGGGCGUUCCACGGGCUGCCUCAGCUGGAAGUGCUCAACUUGACCAACAACCAUCUCGCGGUGAUCGAUAAGGAUUGCUUGGUCGGUAUGCCAAGCUUGCAGGUGUUGGAUUUGAGCAACAAUCGAAUCAAGGAGAUCUUGGCGGAUUCGUUUUUUGAAUUGCACGGGGUCAAUCGACUUGAACUGGGCGGAAAUAACAUUACCACUUUGAAGGGGCACGUAUUCGACGGUCUGCGCAAUGUAACGGACUUAAACCUGUCGGGCCUUUCGAUAGUGACGCUGGAAUCGAACGCAUUUUUCGGACUUACAAAGUUGAAAACCCUAAGCUUGAGAGGGAAUCGAAUUAGCGUACUUGAAAGGCGUACGUUUAAUGGGUUGAGCUUGGACAGCCUCGAUUUGAGCGGAAACGAACUUCGUAGUCUACCCGCGGGUGGGUUUCAGGGUGCGAGCAUUUUCGCGCUUAAUUUGAGCGACUUUGGACUACAAGCGAUCGAGUCGAACGCCUUUGGAGGGUUGAGCAUGUUACGGUCAAUUGAUAUGGGCAACAAUCACGUGAGCACUCUCCAAAAUGGGACGUUUGAGGGAUUGAGCUCGCUGUUACAGCUGGACUUGACUAAUCUAGGUAUCGAGACGAUUGAACCUGGCGCAUUUAGGGGGCUUGAGAGUCUGAUGCAACUCAGCUUAAAUGGAAAUCCACUCAAGCAGCUAAAGGCACAGAGCUUCUCCGAGUUGAGCAAGCUAGUCCUAUUAAACUUACCAGAUGGAUUGACAUCGAUCGAACCAAACACAUUUGAUGGACUUUCUCUAUGCGGCCCAGUACUACGUUUGUCCAAUGGGAACCUAUCGACGGUGGAAGAAAACGUGUUCGCAGGACUAUUCCUGGUGGAGAUUCUCGUAUUCGACAAUAUGACCAUUGGAAGCAUCAAGGCGAACGCAUUUCGCGGCUUGGACGAGUUGUCUGCAAUUUUUUUAAACAACAGCACGAUUGGCAUGAUCGAGGAGAGAGCCUUUGCUAACAUGGAUCGUGUUAAGUUCAUCGUAAACACAAAUUUUCGACAAAACACCGAUCGUGAGACUUCGUUUCAUAAUGGCCACUACUCAUUUCGCAAAAUGGGAAUAAAGCAAAUGGAGGCGGGCGCCUUUAAAAACAUUCGCGCACACUCUGACAGAGAUCUGACAGGCGCUCUGGAGUUGGCAUUGAACCUAGACGACAACGAACUCGCGGAGAUUUACGCCGAUCACUUCCUCGGCAUGGAACACAUCGAAGAACUGUCGAUUAGGAACAACCAACUAGUCUCAAUAGCACACGGUGCGUUUUCCACCCUCACCUCACUGAAACGGCUUCGCUUACCCGACAAUCAUAUCUUCAUCUUAAAGGACGCGUUUAUUGGACUGAGCAAACUGCACACUCUCGACUUGGACAACAACAAUAUCACAUUUUUACCUCCCGACCUGUUCACUCCCCUAAAAGAGCUCCACCGCCUCAAACUUGGCAGUAACUACCUCACCGAACUGGCCGUUGGCAACUUCCCGGCAAUUCCCCUUCGACUACUCGAUCUUGGCAACAACAACAUCAGCGAGGUCGAAAACGGAACCUUCGACGACAUCAGGCCGUUGGACUUCCUCAACAUGUCCUACAACAGCCUGGAAGACUUUGACAUCGCGAUCCUCUCCCCUCUACAGAAGCUCAAAACGUUUUGCAUCGCCACGAACAACUUACGAGAGUUUGACGCCCUCCAGCUCGUCGACACCCUCCCCAAGCUGCAGACGAUCGACCUGAACGAUAACUCGAUACCCUGCGAUGAUUUCUCCCACAUUUUGACCGUGUUCAGGACGCACGGGCUCGAGUACGUGACCGCCGCGGAGAAGCUCUCAUUGGGAAGCUACGACGGCGUGAUUUGCGAGCCGAACCAAAAACCGAAGGUGCUCAACGCGACGAGCUACAAGGGUAUGGCGAGGAAAGCGCGCGAGAAGCUGGAGAAGAUAGGCGAACACUUCAAGACGAUUAGGUCGGGUUUGAAGAAAGGCCUCGACGAGCGCGCGGCCGUCAUUCAGGCCAAGCUGAGCGAUUUGGUCCAGACGCUACAGAGCGCGGCGGGAAAGCGCGAGUCGGUGAGUCCCUUCCAGAUCAUCCUCAUUAUUGUCUGUGUCGUUAUAUGUAUUGUGCAACUUGUUGGUGUCUACAAAAAGUGCCGAAACAGAAGGUGAGUGGUAUCAUCGCGGGUUAAGGGGUUGAGGACCUGGACCUACCAGAAAAGUAGGAUGAAGAUCGAAACUUAUUACAGUGUUAGGUUAUCGUAAACUUGCGAACAUAUUUUAAAAUAUUACGUUUUUAACCGGAAGUAAUUUUUUUGUAAGUAGUGGAUUCCCUUUAUUAACAUACUAACCACUAUCACUACCACUACUAACCGCCCAUUAUCUAUGAGAGUAUGAAAUUUAUAUGUGUAGAUCAUUAAUUAAUGCAAUAAGUCAGUAAGUUGUUUCUCGUUAACUGAGAAUUUUAUUAUAGCAAUGAACAAAGGAAAUGACAAAUCAUGGCCUUGAAAAUAUAAU